Messenger RNA from Necator americanus (New World hookworm), 273 nucleotides. RefSeq lists its product as uncharacterized. The coding region runs from base 1 to 273 and encodes 90 amino acids. The record is from RefSeq and is a predicted model, not a curated record. The transcript has a single exon. Lineage: Eukaryota; Metazoa; Nematoda; Chromadorea; Rhabditida; Ancylostomatidae.
AUGCGACAUGCUAUCACGUCCCUGCGAAAUCGCACGGCACACGAUCCCAACAGGAUAGGAUCUGAACAUCUGAAGAAUCUUCCGCCAGUUCUUACCAACACGCUGUCGAGACUCUUUACACGUUACCUGUCGGAAUGCAAGGUUUCUAAACAGUGGAAGACCAGCAAGACCGUGUUGUUGUAUAAGAAGGGAGAUCGACAUGACAUCAGCGACUAUCACCCAUUCGGCUUACUGUGUCAUCAACAAGCUCUUUAUAAGAGUGAUCCUCAAUAG